AUGGCUUCGGAAGGGUCCAAAGAACUCCCAACUCGCCCUGCAGGAGACACGAAGAUGGCGAACCAGGGAAACUCCCUGCCCGAUUUCAUACUAGAGCGAAACAGGCUCUUCGAAGAACUAUGGCAGGAGCACGUUAAGGAACAAGCCGAGAAGCCUAGGUCAGAAAUCACUGUCACGCUCGAUAUCGGCGAUGGAAACCCGUCUACUAUAAUUGCGAAAUCGUGGGAAACUACUCCUGGGUCAUUUUUGAGGGAUGUUCCCAAAGAGAUCAGCGCCAAUGUCGUUAUUGCCAAGAUAGACGGAAAAGAGCUCUGGGACCUGAACCGCCCAUUGGAGAAGGAUUGCAAGGUUUCCCUUCUGCCAUUUGAUCACCCAGAGGGACGGGAAGUCUUUUGGCAUUCCAGCGCUCACUGCCUUGGAGAAGCCUGUGAGCUCGAGUAUAACUGUCUGCUCUCUCACGGUCCGCCAACUUUACAGGGUUUCUUCUACGACAUGGCUAUACCAGAUGGUCUUGUUGUCAAGGAAAGCGAUUGGUCAACCUUGGACAAGAAGGCCGCUCAAGUUUUCAAGGAACGACAAAGCUUUGAUCGAUUGGAAGUCACAAAGGAGAACCUCAAGAAGAUGUUUGCCUACAGCAAAUACAAACUCCACUAUAUCGACAAUUUGGUUCAGGGAGAGAAGAGCACCGUCUAUCGCUGCGGCACCCUAGUUGAUCUCUGUCGAGGACCGCACAUUCAAAACACUGGCAAGGUCAAGGCUUUCAAAAUCAUGCAGAACUCCUCGGCGUAUUUCCUUGGAGACCAGACCAAUGAUUCCUUGCAGCGUAUUAGAGGUGUUGCCUUCCCGGACAAGGGUGCCAUGAAAGAGCACUUGAAGUUCCUGGAAGAGGCGGCGAAGCGAAACCAUCUGAGGAUUGGUAAAGAUCAAGAACUUUUCUUCUUUGACGACGCUGCUCCUGGAUGCCCUUUCCUACUUCCUAAUGGAACCAAGAUUUUCAACGGUCUUCAAAAGCUUCUUCGCACGGAAUAUCGUAAACGCGGGUACCAAGAGGUGCAGACACCUAACAUGUAUGACGUUAGCGUCUGGAAAACUUCAGGUCAUUGGGCCCAUUACAAAGACGAUAUGUUCAAACUAGACGUCGAGAAAAGAGAGUGGGGUCUUAAGCCUAUGAACUGCCCCGGUCACUUCAUGCUGUUUGGGCACCGUGAUAGGAGUUAUCGUGAAUUGCCUCUAAGAAUUGCCGAUUUCGGUGUACUCCACAGAAACGAGGCAUCUGGUGCUCUUCACGGCCUCACCCGCGUGCGCAAGUUCCAGCAAGACGAUACCCAUAUUUUCUGUACUCCUGACCAGAUUGCAUCUGAAAUCGACGGACUUUUUGAUUUCCUGAAGUCCAUCUAUGGGCUUUUUGGCUUCACUUUCAAAUUGAAGCUAUCUACUCGACCCGAGAAAUAUAUGGGAGAUUUAGAGGCUUGGAACUUUGCCGAGGAGCAACUACGCCUUGCACUAAACAAGUUCAAAGGAAAUGACUGGGAGCUGAAUGAAGGUGACGGUGCUUUCUAUGGCCCUAAGAUUGACAUCACCAUCGCGGACGCGCUGCAGCGAGAGUUCCAAUGCGCCACUAUCCAGCUCGACUACCAGGCACCGAUCAAUUUCAGGUUGGAAUACAUCACAAACGAGAAGAUAACAGCUGGUGGAGAUCAGGAAAAGAAAGAAGGCCAGGAGAAGAAAGAAGGCGAGGAAAAAUCCAAAGAAAUUGGCGUUGGCCGUGCUCGCCCGGUCGUUAUUCACCGUGCGAUCAUCGGCAGUUUUGAGCGUUUUCUUGGUAUCUUGACCGAGCACUUUGCCGGUAAAUGGCCGUUCUGGCUCAGCCCUAAACAAAUCCUGAUAGUGCCCGUCAUGCCGGAUCUGAACGACUAUGCGAAGGAACUUCAGCAAAUCCUCCAAGCUGAUAAAUUAAGCGUUGACAUUGAUAUUUCUGGCAACACCUUGCAAAAGAAGAUCCGUACUGGCCAGCUUUCUCAGUACAACUUUAUCUUUGUCGUCGGUGCUCAAGAGAGGGACAGCCGAACCGUCAACAUUCGCAACCGUGACGACCCGGCCAGUCAGGCCAAGGGAGAGUUGAUCCCUCUUGAAGAGGCACGCGUCAAGUUGACUGCUCUCAGAAAGGAGCGUAGACUGGUCAACUCUCUGUAG
Molecule: messenger RNA, 2193 nt
Organism: Talaromyces rugulosus
Lineage: Eukaryota; Fungi; Ascomycota; Eurotiomycetes; Eurotiales; Trichocomaceae
Exons: 4
Coding region: 1-2193 (730 amino acids)
Biological process (GO): threonyl-tRNA aminoacylation
Cellular component (GO): cytoplasm
Molecular function (GO): threonine-tRNA ligase activity; ATP binding
Source: RefSeq, a predicted model, not a curated record